Messenger RNA from Myotis davidii, 10819 nucleotides. RefSeq names its product phosphodiesterase 3A (gene PDE3A). Gene Ontology annotation, cellular component: cytosol. Gene Ontology annotation, molecular function: 3',5'-cyclic-AMP phosphodiesterase activity. Lineage: Eukaryota; Metazoa; Chordata; Mammalia; Chiroptera; Vespertilionidae. The record is from RefSeq and is a predicted model, not a curated record. The transcript is spliced from 16 exons. Bases 37 to 2832 code for a protein of 931 amino acids. Gene Ontology annotation, biological process: oocyte maturation; positive regulation of oocyte development.
CCCUGGCUGGUGCUGAGGCUGCGGCUGGGCGUCCUCAUGAUCGCCUUGACUAGCGCGGUCAGGGUCGUGUCCCUCAUUUCCUUGGAGAGGUUCAAGGUCGCCUGGAGACCUUACCUGGCGUACUUGGCCGGCGUGCUGGGGCUACUCCUGGCCAGGUACGUGGAGCAAAUCUUGCCGCCGUCCGCGGGAGCGGCCACGAGGGAGCAGCUUGCGCCCCAGCUGAUCGCUGGGACCAAAGAAGAGAUCCCGGUGUUCAAGAGGAGGAGGCGAUCCAGCUCCGUGGUGUCCGCCGAGAUGUCGGGCUGCGGCAGCAAGUCCCAUCGGAGGACGUCCCUGCCGUGCAUACCGAGGGAACAGCUCAUGGGGCAUUCAGAAUGGGACCACAGACGGGGGCCAAGAGGAUCACAGUCUUCAGGAACCAGCAUCACUGUGGACAUUGCCGUGAUGGGCGAGGCUCACGGCCUCAUUACCGACCUCCUGGCAGACCCUUCUCUGCCCCCCAAUGUGUGCACAUCCUUGAGGGCCGUGAGCAACCUGCUCAGCACCCAGCUCACCUUCCAGGCCAUUCACAAGCCCCGAGUGAAUCCCGCCGUUUCCUUCAGUGAAAACUAUACCUGUUCUGAUUCUGAAGAAAGCUCCGAAAAAGACAAGCUGGCCAUUCCCAAGCGCCUGAGAAAGAGCUUGCCCCCCGGUUUGUUGAGACGAGUUUCGUCGACUUGGACAACCACCACCUCAGCCACAGGUCUCCCCACUUUGGAGCCGGCCCCAGUACGGCGGGAUCGCAGCGCCAGCGUCAAACUGCAUGAAGCACCUUUACCAAGUGCUGGUAGUUCUGACUCUUGGAAUAACCCUGCGAUGAUGACCCUCACCAAAAGCAGAUCCUUCAGUUCGUCCUAUGCCGUUUCUGCAGCUAACUAUGUAAAGGCUAAAAAGCCAAGUCGCCCAGGUGCCCUCGCUAAAAUUUCACCUCUUUCAUCGCCCUGUUCCUCACCUCUCCAAGGGACUCCAGCCAGCAGUCCUGUCAGCAAAAUUCCUACAGUUCAGUUUCUAGAAUCUGCCGACACAACUGCCAAACCGGGCCUAGGUUCGCACAGGGCCUUAACUUACACGCAGAGUGCCCCUGACCUGUCUCCUCAGAUACUGACGCCACCUGUCAUAUGUAGCGGCUGUGGCAGGCCAUAUUCCCAAGGCAAUCCUGCUGACGGGCCCCUGGAGAGCAGUGGUACAGCCAUUCGGACACCAAGCAGAACGGAUGAAACUGCUCAAGUUACCUCUGAUUAUGAAACGAAUAACAACAGUGAUAGCAGUGAUAUUGUACAGAAUGAAGAUGAAACCGAGUGCCCAGCAGAGCCACUGAGGAAAGCUUCAGCUUGUAGCACCUAUGCGCCUGAGACCAUGAUGUUCCUGGACAAACCAAUUCUUGCUCCUGAACCUCUUGUCAUGGAUAACUUGGACUCAAUUAUGGAGCAGCUAAAUACUUGGAAUUUUCCAAUUUUUGAUUUGGUGGAAAAAAUAGGAAGAAAAUGUGGCCGUAUUCUUAGUCAAGUAUCAUACAGACUUUUUGAAGACAUGGGCCUCUUUGAAGCUUUCAAAAUUCCAGUUAGGGAAUUUAUGAAUUACUUUCAUGCUUUGGAGAUUGGAUACAGGGAAAUUCCUUAUCAUAACAGAAUCCAUGCUACUGACGUCUUACAUGCUGUUUGGUAUCUUACUACACAACCUAUUCCUGGCCUCUCAACUGUGAUUAAUGAUCAUGGAUCAGCAAGUGAUUCAGAUUCUGACAGUGGAUUUACACAUGGACACAUGGGAUAUGUAUUCUCAAAAAUGUACAAUGUGCCAGACGAUAAAUAUGGAUGUCUGUCUGGAAAUAUUCCUGCCUUAGAGUUGAUGGCACUGUAUGUGGCUGCAGCCAUGCAUGACUAUGACCACCCAGGAAGGACUAACGCAUUCCUGGUUGCAACUAGUGCUCCUCAGGCGGUGCUCUACAAUGAUCGCUCAGUUCUGGAGAAUCACCACGCAGCUGCUGCAUGGAACCUUUUCAUGUCCCGGCCAGAGUACAACUUCUUAGUUAACCUUGACCACGUGGAAUUUAAGCAUUUCCGUUUCCUUGUCAUUGAAGCAAUUUUGGCCACUGACUUGAAGAAACACUUUGACUUUGUAGCCAAAUUUAAUGCCAAGGUAAACGAUGAGGUUGGAAUAGAUUGGACCAAUGAAAAUGAUCGUCUACUAGUUUGUCAAAUGUGUAUAAAGCUGGCUGAUAUCAAUGGGCCAGCUAAAUGUAAAGAGCUCCAUCUUCAGUGGACAGAGGGUAUUGUCAGUGAAUUUUAUGAACAGGGUGACGAAGAGGCCAGCCUUGGGUUACCAAUAAGCCCCUUCAUGGACCGUUCUGCUCCCCAGCUGGCCAACCUUCAGGAAUCCUUCAUCUCUCACAUUGUGGGUCCUCUGUGCAACUCCUAUGACUCAGCCGGACUGAUGCCGGGGAAAUGGGUGGAAGGCAGUGAUGAGUCAGGAGAUACCGAUGACCCAGAAGAAGAGGAGGAGGAAGAAGAGGCACCAAAUGAAGAGGAAACCUAUGAAAAUAAUGAAUCUCCAAGAAAGAAAACUUUCAAAAGGAGGAAAAUCUGCUGCCAAAUCACUCAGCACCUCGUGCAGAACCACACGAUGUGGAAGAAAGUCAUUGAAGAGGAGCAGCGGUUGGCGGGAAGUGAAAGCCAGUCCCCAGACCCGUCUCCCCAACAGCAUUCCUCAGAACACAUCCAGGCCAUCAGGGAAGAAGAAGAAGAAAAGGGGAAGCCGAGAGAAGAGGAGACCCUGACCCCACAGCCAAACCAGUGACAGUGGAUUAUAUGAGCGCUGCCUCGAAACCCAGUGACUCGUCACAGACUCUUUCCAAGCCAGCACAACACUUAGACACAACACUGUAGAAAUACGAGAAGAUGAGCAAAUGGCCAUUGCAUUUGGGGAGUCUUCGCAUUUUAUGUGUUUAUUUUUACAGUGAGGUACAUGGUUAAAAACUCUUGCUCAGAGAAGCUUUCACGUUGCAACACCAGCUUCUAAAGAUUUUUUUUUUUUAAAGGAAGAAAUAUAUAUGUGUGUGUGUAUAUAAGCUCUCACAUAGAUACAUGUAAAAUAUAUUCACACACACACAACACACAUACACACUGAAAGCCAGAAGUACUGGCUCCACAUUUUAGUAACAUUCAUAUUAAGAUAUAUAGUGGUCACUGUGAUAUAAUAAAUCGUAAAAAGAAAAAAUGAAGGAAAACGAAGGAAAUGGUGAGGCUUAGCAGGGAACAAGGCAGCCAAUGUAGGUUACAAUUAAGAAGCUUUUGCUCUUAGGACUGAGGGAUGAAUGUUCCAGAGAAUUAUUUGAAUUCUUGUACACCCUACCAACAUCGUGUGUGUGUGUGUGUGUGUGUGUGUGUGUGUGUGUGUGUGUGUGUGAGAGAGAGAGAGAGAGAACUGAUGGGGUGUUUGUGGGUAUGGAUGUUAAUGUGUAUGUAGAGAGAGAUUUUUGUGGUUAGUAAUUUAUAGAAUUCCACCAGCAGAUGACUCAACACAUGUGAACAAAUGGAGGGAAGUUUGCUCUGGAGUGUCUUUGAGAGGCAGCCAUUCCCAAUGCCUUCCUCCAUUUAGCUUCAAUAAAGGUCCCUCUGAGGAGGGAGUGGGUGUUCACGGGCUAGGUGAGAGGGCCACGUGAUGGGUACUGCUGCUAAACACCGCUUGGAGGCUCUCCAUCACCAGCCUUAAAUGUGGAAGACUGAGGCCUUUUCCAAUCUCCUGGCCUAAUGCAUGUGUAGGGGCUGUUUGCGAGUAUGCCUGUCACUCACCUAAGAUCAAAUCACUACUAAGGGGAUGGCAUUCUUUAUGCAUAAACACCUAGGAAUAAGCUAGUGUCCAGUCUUUUCAUCAGGUGAGAAUUCUAAAAGGUUUUCCAGAGAAGACCUGGGAAUUGCUCUUCGCGGUGAUCCCCAUGUCUUAAUCUGCUACAAACUGUGCCUGGUAGAAAACAGAAAAAGAAAGGAAGGCAAACAGAAACCAUGUGAGAGAUGAAUGGGGAGACUUUCAAACUAGAGUUUGGUAUUGGCUGACACGGGGAAAGCCCGAUUCCCGGCAGCUGUUGAAGAUUGGCUUUUGGGUGGCAAAGGGCCCCCUGACCCACCCUGUGGUGGUAUUUCACACGCUGUGUGAUGGGGUAGCUUCUACCUGCAAUCUGGCCCAUUGUCACGCUCCUUUUGGCAGGGAAGAAUAUGGAAAGGUUUGGGGGGACUGGGCCUGCCUAUUAUUGAAAGUCUUUUUUUUUUUUUGGUUUGUUUGUUUAUCUACACUUGUUUAUGCUGUGAGCCAAACCUCUAUUUAAAAAGUUGAUACUCACUUUCAAUAUUUUAUUUCAUAUUAUUAUAUUUGUCAUGAAUAGUUAUCUUGAUGUAAAUAUAAAGAUUUUUUUUGUUUCUGUAGAUAGUAAACUUUUUUUAAGAAACAAAAGGGAAAAUGAAACAUUUUUAUAAAGUUACAUUUUAAUCACCAUUUUUAUACAUUGAAGCUAUCUCCACGCCCAGUAAGAGAGUGAUGAUUCAUUUGCAUGGAGGUCUUUGGACAGCCGCUCUCCUACCUACUCUAAUAUAAAUGAUCAUCUGAUACAGUUAUUUUGUGCCAAUUAAAUGAGGAUGCUGCAAGAAUGUUUUUUCACCGGCAACUUUUGCUAACUUUUGGGUAGCGUUUGGGUCCAUGGCUCCCAAGGGAAAGACUUUUUAAACAACCCCGAAUGCUUAUCAUUGGUGUCCAUUUCUUCCCAACACCUUUUGGGUAAAACUCUUCCUUCAGUACGAUAGACAGACCAGCUCGUCAUCUAAGCAAGCUCCUAAGUAGGUCUUGAUUGUGAUUUUUACUUUUUAUUUCCUCUGAAGUCAUAGAAAAGAGCGUUUACAUUAAACAUGCCUUUGUUUCUCAUAAAUGAUUAUCUUUCCCUUCCAAAGCAAUGAUUUUACAGUAAUUCACGACAUUUGCCAAACAAGGCAAAGAUAAUACAAUAAAAAAUAACAUGGUUUCAAGGCAGAUUUCCCAAUAAGUAUGAAAAUAUUGAAAGGAUGAAAAUAUUGAAAGGAUGAAAUUGUUGCCGACUCUAAAUAAUGAGGAUAUUUGCUCUUUUUUUUUGUCUUCACUAUUUAGGACUUACUGAGUUUUCCAUUUUCUUAGUAUUGCCUAUGUGCCUUUAUGUUUGCAAAAGUUAUUUUUGAGUCAGUACAUUUCCCCAAUGAACUUAACUAUUCUCCUUCCCUUGCGAAUAAGAGAAAAGAAAAAAAAGGAUUUAGACUCAUAUACCGCUUAAGUCUAGUUCCUUCACCAAACUGAUCUUUUUCCCCUUCUCCAAAUGCCAUACUUUCUAAAAUAAAUAUAAGUCCAGGAAAGAUCUAGGUGUGGUGCAAGUAGAAUGGCAGGAGAACAGACGUGAGUCUGUAACCUUAUAUGAGCAGCUUCGUCCAAGCGGCUUGACCCCAAGCAAAGGCCAGAGUACAGGCCUCAGUGAACGGCCUGUUUUGUUUGUUUUGUUUUAAAGCACAUGAAGGAAUGAUGGCCAAAGCAGUUGGAACCUCUUCAUUCCAGAGUUGUGUUUAUCAGUCUAGGCAGACUGAUCAUUUUCCUUCAAAAAUAAAUUAUCCGGAUAUGAAAGCAGGAAGUCAAUUGAAAUGAAGGAACAGAGAUUCAUCAAGUAUGUGGCUUUCAUACACACCCAGUGCAUCCCCACGGAUGCCUAGGGACAUAGAAAGUCAUUUCUGCUCGUGAAGUUCUCCCCCCUCCUCGAUGACAGCAAUAGUAUUGUGUUCACUUCCAACUCCAGAGCUUCACUCCUUGAAGUGUAUUUGUUGCAAUUUGUUACAUUUUUAUAGGAGUCUACUUAUAGGUGCCAUUAGAUAAACUCAGGUCUUUCAAAUGAAGGAAUUUCUGGCCCAUUUAGGGGGAAAAAGAAUUGUAUAGGCAGCCACGAAACCAAUGGUAGAAAAGGUUGGAACGAACGACCUUGAUGCUAGUGGUGGUUCUCCAUGGAGGAAAAGACCAGGUGUAAUACGAGUGAUAUCCAUGUCUUUCCAGCCAUCUAAGCCAACUUUUAAAAUAGUUUCUUUGGUGAAAACACCACUGUAAGGUGUUUUUUCAAGUGUAAUUUUUUUCUCAUUUAUAUCACACCUGGUUUUGUUCUCAGCAGAAGAUGAAGACAUUAGCUCUGUACAGGAAUAUAUCUAUUGGUCUUCAUCUGACAAGGAAUUUCUUCAUACUAUGUUUAAGAAAAUAUCCACUUUAUAAAAACAGAAUAUCCAAUUUUGUCCAGUCCAUUUUGAUGGAAUUCAAACAAGUUCCAAUCAUUGCAAUCCCAGUAAAACUGAAGAAAAGGGGUUGCAUGUCGUGUAGACUGUUCAUAUUACAUGUAUGUAUUGCGAUUUCCUCGUGUCCCCUGCCUCUCUUGGUUCACGAUUUCCUGAUGUCCCUGUCACUUUCCAGAGAACUUUCCUUGAAGGUAAAAGCUGUGCAAAAGGCAUGAGUCUCAGGCCUAUACUUUGUUUAAAUGAUGGAAAAACAUAAAUUAUUUUCUAAGUAAUAAAGAUAUGAAAAUUAACCUUGUAAAUAAAGUUUAAAGUUUGAAAUAACUGCUCUACAAAUGUGAACUAUUUGUGUGAUGAACAAUUUUUGCCUAAUGAGAAGCGAAAAAUCAAAAAAUUUUUAUCCUACGUUGGAAGGUCUUUUUGGUGCUUCUGUGUCAGUAUGGGGAUCUCUACUAUCCUCAUUUUAAUAUUUCUAAAAUAAUAAUGAAAACCACAAUAAGAGUCUUAUCAUCCUUUUCUUCUAACCUAGCCCUGAUUUCUACUUAAUGCCUUAUCUAGUUUAUAUGCCAUUUUAGAAAUAAACUGCCUUUUAAACUCUCAGAAGACUCAAGUACAACAGAGUUCUGCAAACUUUCAUAGCCUUCUAGAGUAAAUCAAGAUAUUCCUUAUUCUAGAGAUUACCAGUAAUGCUUAAGGAGGGAAAUCAAUCAAAUUUUAAGUGCUAGUAGCUGAACUCUAUAUAAUUGAUAGCUAAAGUAUCGACAUACUUUGAACCAAAUUGGGUUUCUUUCAUUCACCUUCUCUCCUAACAAGCAGCAAAAUAGUUUAUGCCCAUUGUUCUAGUUCAUUCAUUUCUCUCGUGAUUUUGUUCAUGAGGUAAAACUGUGAACUUGCUGAUAUUGUCCGUUCACUUUUCUUAGUUGUUCAACAAAAUGAAAACCUUAAAGUAGGAGACAGAUUAGCCAUGUUAUGUAAAAGGUAUUCCAAAACUAAAUUACUCUUAGAAUUUCUAAUCAAAGGAAAAUAAUACCAGUCCUAUAUUCAUACCAGUUUGUUCCUCUAGAAAACAUUCAAAUUCCUAUUGAAAAUUUGGGGGUGAAUUACUUAAAGUUGAAGCUACAAACCAUGCAUUAGCUAAAGAACUUAAAUUGAGUUUCCAUAAGCAUGUGCAUCAUACUAGAGAACCAUAGAGAAGAACACAAACAUGUUUUUCAGUCUGUGUGAUGCACCAUGGAUUUUAGGUAAUUUCAUUUGCUAAUAUGAUGCUGCUUUUUUCUAACUUAAGGGUUCUUUCACCUUACCUAAACUUAUCUUCAUGUUCAGACUAUCAAGUCAUUUGAACAGCAGGUUAACAAUGGUGACAAAAAUAAUAACUGGGCAUUUUGUUGCUAAAUAUGUUUUAAGAUACAAACUGAAGAUUAAGGAUGUGUUUUAUUGUUGGAACUCAGUGUUAAUUUGCUUUAAAAAUACUGAUCCAAUAUAAAUUACUUGAAUGCAGGGAAGACUAUAAACUAUAUAAAAUGAUAUACAGAUGGAAAGCAAAAUUAGUUUUUGACAUAUGCCUAAUGUUCUAAAAAGAUUCCAAAUUCUCCAUAUUAUACUUUUAAGGCAAAGUACCUUGACAGGUGUGGGUAUCUGUGGAUUUCUGCUUCACUGAGGAGCUGUGGAACACAGAAGAAAAGUCGAGCCUUCUUAUUGAUAAGAAAUACUGAAUGUGUCCAUGUUCAGAUAGAUUUCCUCAUGGCUUCAUAUCAAGAAAUCAUUUUUUAAUCAUGCAAAUAAUGCAAUAAAAAAUGCUUCACAAAUAGUAAUAUUUAAUCACCAAAUGUACUUUCAAGAAUAUUAACAUUUGAUUUAUUUUUGACCAAAGCUGUUCAUUUAUUAUUCAACUUAAAUGAAACCCACAAAAUGACAUUCCAUGAUAUAGAGAUGCUAAAUAUAUUGAAGUAAUCAGAACUAGUAUUAUGUAACAGGAAGCUGUAAAGAUGAAUAUUUAUUUUUUUCUAAUGUCCUUUAACUCAGGGAGAAAAAUGUUUUACGAAGAGUCUAAUAAAUACAUGUGAUGGAGAAAUUUACUCCCAAUGAUUUAAUUAGAUUAAAUGUACAAAUUAUACUCAGAGUUCUGAGUUACCUUCAGAAAAAAGGAUGUAUUAUCCAGCUACUUAAUCAUGUUCUAGAUUAUUUUAAGAUAAAUGGUAUAUUGCUAGAGCUUAUAUUUUACUAAAUUAUAAUGCAAUUUAAAACCUAAAUACUUAUCUUCAUUACCAAGAGAAGUUAAAUCUUAUUAAUCUUGACUUCCACAGAUGAAACACUGACCAGUCAAUAAACCACACUCACUGCAUUCAUCUGCCAAGAGUGAUCAAAUGGUCGGUUGGAAUUUGAAAUUUAUAAAUAGAAAAGAACUUAAAAAUAUUUGUAAAGCUUUAAUGCUUUAACUAAAUUUUUGGUGUCAGUCGAAAUACCUAUUUCCAAUGAAACAGAAACUACAGCAGGGAAUCAUCAGGGAAUUCUUGUCGUCUAAAAAAAAAUAAAGUCAAAGUCAUAGGGGGAAAAUAAGGGCAUCUCCUCAAUUUUGCUAUUCUAACUCAAAAUUAGUAAAGAAAAAAAUAAUUAGAAAUUCUCCUCUGAUGUAAUAAGGAGAUUGCCUUUUACCUUAAGUUCCAACUCGGCACACCUAGUUUAUUGUACAGCCCAUCUUACUAAAAAGUGAAAAAAUAAAAAGGCAGAACUGUGGAUUGGGAGUGAACACUACAUAAAACUUCAAGGAUCAUCCCAGUACACCUCUCAAUUUUAUGACAACCAAUUUAGUUAGUUAUCAGUUACUCUGGAGUAAAGGGACUUAUUUGCUUAAUGGAUCCAUAUUUCCACCCUGACUUCAUUUACUACAAUCAGCACUUACACAUGUUUCAGAAUGUGAAUUAGCCCUUGGAGCUUUGAAACUGCUGCUUGAAUACUUUUGAAAAGAAGGGUUUUUUAAAAUAUUAGUAAUUUUACUCCUUUAGAAUAACAAACUAUCCAGAUGGUUCAAUGUGAAAUUAAAAGUAAUUGCUUAAAGAUCUUUUCCUCGUGUAUGUAACUUAUUGCUGAUAUAAUUGCCAUCACCUUUCUUUUAAAAUUUCACUGAUUAUGAUUUUAAACCCAUAUUGUUAGAUACUUUGCUUUAGCUAUUAUAAGCAUAAUCCAGUACUGUAGUCUUACUGUCUUUAAAUAAUAGCCCUAACAUAUCUAUAUGUUACCUGUUAGUGGAAUUGAAGUGGCUUAAACUUUAGUACAUAUUUGUUCAUUAGUUUAAAGGUCACUAUUUUUAAUACUCUGUAAAAUAUUUGCAUGGGAUUAUUACCAUGUUAUGUAUGCUUAACUGGUGUGUGUUUGUUUGUUUUCAUUUUUAGUGUGGUUCAUUUCUUGGUAUAUUCCCACAGAACUCAUAGCAUUUUUGUUCCAACAGGACAAUUUAUUAGUUGACAAGCACUGCAGAUGAUUAUCACUGAACCCAUCAUCCCCUGCUAUUUCUUCCUAGAGAUUUUUAUCAUGCAAAUUACAAAAUGAAAAUUGGUGCUUUUAUAAAUAUUCUGAAAGUGUCAAUGCAAAAUGAUGAAAAUUAGAUUCCUCAUGGCUUUCUGUAAUGACAUUAGGAUAUGCAACUGAAAGAAUUUCCAUUUCAAUCCAGAGUUGUUUUUGUUUGGAUUGAUUUGCUUACUUUGACUCAAUUUUUGGUGUUAAAAUAUGUUGAUUCCUGAGGAGGCAUAUUGUUCUGACCAGGGGUUACCUCUUCCAGGCAUAAAACUGUCAUUGGAAAGUUGAAAUUAGCAUGUCUCAAAUAUUUGAAUUUGUAGGAUAUUUACAAACCAGAGAGUAUUAACUUAAUUUAGUAUUCCUAAAAAGCAAUAUUUUCAAAUAACUACCAACCAAAGUAAGAGUGUAAGGGAUGUCAUUUGUACAUCAAAUGUAAUUCUCAUGACUUUUAACAACUGAAUAUGUUUAUUAAUACCUUUCCAAAUUUAUCAACGUUUAAAAACCUAAGAGUGAGGCAUUGAACUUAAUCAUUUUGCAAUUAAAAAAUAAAUCUGCCUUCUCAACUGUCUCUUGCACUUAAUAUAUGUAGCAAUAGUUUGUAUCACCCUAUUAUAAAUACUGUUGGUUAAGUGACAUAGUUAAUGGCUGAUACAUGUUUUGUAAAAAGUAGAAUCUGUACAGAAAAAUUAUUAGGUAAAUUGUAUUUAUUUUUAUUAAUUUUUAGCUUAGAAACUAUAAUGAUGCUCCUUUUUUGCCAGAUUUACUGGAAGUGCCUCCUGGUUUUCUCUCUAUAUUAAUAUUACAGUAAAAAUAUACUCAAGAUUAUUAGACUUGUGACACAAAUGAUGGAUGUGGAUUUAUGAUGUGAAUAUAUGUGUAAUAUAAAUACAAUUCUGUGGUAUCAUGUUUGAUAUAGCUCUUUGUACAACCCAAGUCAUCCAUCCAGCCUUUUGAAGGCAUGCUUUCCUCUCAUAUCCAAAUACAGUGGUUGU